Molecule: messenger RNA, 1437 nt
Organism: Calliphora vicina (urban bluebottle blowfly)
Lineage: Eukaryota; Metazoa; Arthropoda; Insecta; Diptera; Calliphoridae
Product: lethal (2) k09848
Exons: 4
Coding region: 97-1419 (440 amino acids)
Biological process (GO): ribosomal large subunit biogenesis
Cellular component (GO): preribosome, large subunit precursor; nucleolus
Molecular function (GO): protein binding
Source: RefSeq, a predicted model, not a curated record
UCUGUUUAUAGUCGUAAGAAAUUGUUUUUAGCGGACAAUUUCAUUUAAUUUUAUACAAAAACCUAAAAAUUAUUAAACAAAUUAAUAGAAAUCAAAAUGAAGUGGACAACUGCGAAUGUAAAAAAUCCCAUUUAUGUAGAAAAUCAUGAAAUUUAUGUGGGCACACAAACGGGUUCCUUUAAAAAACUAACGCCUGCCUACCAGGAGAAUCCCUUUCAACAAAAAAAUCUACAAAAUUUAACAGAAUUAACUAAAGAGUCACGCAUUAGCGCUUUGGCAUUUGCCAAUGAAAAUAAAUCGGAAAUUUUAAUAGGUCGCCAUCAGAAGACCGUACAAGUGCAUUCGGUGCGCACAGAACAACAAGAAUAUACUUUGGAUUUUGAACAUGCUCCCGUCGUAGGUUUGGCACGUUUUGAUAACAGUGUAGUUGCCGGUUUUGGCAAUGGCCAGCUGCAGUGUUUGGCUGUUAAUGAAGAGGGUGUAGAUACAACCGUACAUGGUUUCUCGCUAGACAAAGUGGGCGAUGAUAUGGCUCACUUGAGACAAUGUCCGGUGGAACGUAAUUUAGUGGCUAUUGGCGGUAAGGGUAGACAAAAUAACCUUAAAGUCUUGGAUAUGGCGGCCGAGGGUAAACAAGUGUUUUCUUCGAAAAAUUUACCCAACGACUUUUUGCAACUUGAGGUGCCGGUAUGGGAUAGUGAUGUUGGUUUUAUUGACUCACCUCAUGUCUUGGCUACAUGUUCGCGUCAUGGUUAUGUGCGUGUUUAUGAUACACGUAAGCAGAGAAGACCGGUUCAAUUGUAUGCUACGGAAGAUCAAAUGAGUUUUACUUCCUUGGCGGCUAAUGGAAAUUAUAUUUAUACCGGUACUACAAUGGGAGCCAUGAAGGCCUUUGACAUACGCCGCAUGAAGAAUUUCGUUCACACCUACAAAGGUUUUACUGGUGGCAUUAGUGAUGUCUAUGUAGAUAACUCUGGCAAAUACUUAGCCACUGCCUGUUUGGAUCGUUAUGUACGCGUACACAACACCGAUUCUUGUGUACUCCUGUACCAGAGUUACGUCAAAUCCAAAGCCACACGUGUUCUAUUGCGUGAAUCUUUGGAAAAUCCCAAUGCAAAUGAAGAUGAUAAAGAAGCCGAAGGUGACGAAGAAGAGCUUCCAACAAAAUCCAAACAAAAGAAAAAUAAAAACUCCAAAGAUGACGAAUCGGAAGAUGAGGAAUAUGAGGAUAUGUUUGAGAAUAUGCAAACGAUAGUUGACACUGAAAAGGAUGAGGAGGAUGAAGAGCAAGAAUCUAAUGAGGAAUUGGAAGCCGAAGUAAAAGCAAAUGUAAUUAUAGAGGAUACUAGUGUUGUAAAAAAAGCUUUAAAAAGAAAACCUUCCUCAAAAAUUGUUAAGAAUAAAAAGAAAAAGAAUUGAGUUUCUUUAAAUAAUUUA